CUUGAUCCGUACUGUUCUUAUAUAGUAGUAAAUAAAAAAAAAGAUAGAUAAUAAAUCAAAUAAAAACCGGGCUGCGACAAUGUCGAAACUUAAGAUACAGCCCAAGUUUAGUCUCCAGAAGAUGGGCCAUAUGGUAAGCAGGACUCCAUCCAUCCAUCAAACCAAAUCAAGCCCAACGCACCGCCGCGUGCCUCCACCGCUCCACCCUCUCUCUCCAGCGACGGCGGCGGCCAUGCAGAUGCAGGGCCGCCUCCGGCGCGUCCUCCGGGCGCCGCCGCCUAGAAUCCUACUCUACCGCGCGAUCUCCUCCCCGCCGCCCGGAGGCAACGGCGGUGGCGGUGGCGAUGGUGGCAGCGGGGUGGCGGUGAAGCAGGUGACGCGGGGGAACAUGGCGGAGGCCCUGGAGAAGCUGCGGGGACGCGUGCGGGAGGCCGCAUUCGUAGGGGUGGACCUGGAGAUGAGCGGCGUCACGAGCGCGCCCUGGAGAGACACCUUCGAGUUCGACCGCGCCGACGUGCGCUACCUCAAACUCCGCGACUCCGCGGAGCGGUUCGCCGCCCUACAGCUCGGCGUCUGCCCCUUCCGAUGGGACCCUGCCAAGUCCGCCUUCGUUGCCCAUCCGCAUAACUUCUUUAUCUUCCCUCGCAAGGAGCUCCCUAGUGAUUGUUCAUCUCAUGAGUUUCUUUGUCAGACAACUUCAAUUGACUUCCUAGCAAAGUACCAGUUUGAUUUCAACACAUGCUUCCGUGAAGGAAUAUCUUAUCUAUCCAGAGCACAAGAGGAAGAGGCGCUACAGAAAUUUAAUACAUUGCAUCAUGGUCAAACCGCUACAUCUUCCACCAAUUCUGAAGAGGACGGAGACAUACCUUUAAAGAGUGCUUCUGAUAUUCUUUUCACAGAAAGGAUGAAAAUGAACUUCAAGGAAUGGCGUGAUGUGAUAGUCAGCAAGCCAAUGGUUGACAACCAUUUGUCAGUAAACAUUAAAUGUGGUGCAGGACAAUUCCAGACAGUUUUCUUCAAAAUGCGCCCAGCUAUUAUGCUUAAUGGAUUCUCAUCCCAUCAAUUGAAGUUAAUUCAACAGGUUUUGAGAAAAAACUUUAGGGAUCUUGUUUUUGUCUGUACAUUUGGUGAGGAUGACACAUCUGAAAAGAAAGUAGUUUAUUCAGACACUGAUGAGGACAGAAUGUUAUUAAUGAAAGAUGUGCAGGAAGAUCAACUAAAAAACAGGGAAGAAAGAGUCAAAUCAGCAAUAGGAAUCCGCCAUGUCAUCGACCUUCUUUCAUCAGAAAGGAAAUUGAUUAUUGGACAUAGUUGUUUCCUAGAUAUUGCCCAAGUGUACAGCAAGUUUGUAGGUCCUCUUCCAUCAUCUAUCAAGGAAUUUGCGUUAAGUUUCCACAAAAUUUUCCCACACAUUGCAGAUACCAGGCAUCUUUUGUCUGUCAAUCAAGCAGUUCAGGAACUGAUGAAGCAGAAAAGCAAAUCACUAUCUUCAGCUUUCUCAUUGUUGUGCCCUGCAUCUUAUUCAUCGGCUGAGAAGGCAUCCAGUCAUUCUCCUGUGACAAUUGAAGUUGAAGGAGAUGAAACGACGUCUUCUUCCUUCAUUUCAGGUGCCAAGCAUGAAGCUGGAUAUGAUGCAUACAUGACUGGAUGUAUUUUUGCGCAGUUGUGUGCUUAUCUUGGCAUAAAAUUUGAGCAGUUCUCACCUCUGGAUGACCUAGCAACGAACACUAGGCUGCAGAAACACAUCAAUUUUUUGUCCCCUAGCUGGAACAGUGGAACAGUGAUUGAUUUGAGCACUGGCAUGGAGAGACCAGAUCCAGGUUAUAUGAGAAGGUACCCUGCUGCUGUGUAUGAUAACAUCGUUGUCAUUUGGGGAUUCAUGUCUAAGGUUAGACCAAAGGAAAUUAAGGAUUGCAUCUGCAAAGUAUUUGGUUCAGGUUCGGUUACAACCGUCUUCUCCAUUGAUUCCACUGCUGCCCUUGUGCAGUUCAAGAAACAAGAGUCCGUAAACGAUUUCUUGGAUUUGAAGUCUGCUUUGGAGAGGGCAGAUAGUGCUGUCUUAAUUCUACACCCCCUGUCAACUAUAUUGGAAGGAGGCCAAACACGAGCUGCAAAGUAUGAUACCUACAGAGACAUCUGCAGCUCUUCUGAAUCAAAAUCUCUCUUUGCUGAUCAAGCUGAAGCAGUUUGUGCAACUUCAAAGAAUCAAUUCAAAGAAAAUGUUGAUGAUAAUCUUAUAUCUGGUGUUCUUGAUGGAUUUGCACUCACCUCUGAAACUGAGGGAGAUGGAAUAUUAUCGGGUUCCAAGAAUCAAGACGUUGCUGAUGUUACAUGUCACGAUAUUUUAGAUGCUCUACACGAUGGCAAAGCAUUGUUGGGCAGACGAAUGUGAAGCUGUUAUGGGGCAUCAAUUAGGGGCACAGGGGCCACAGGAUCAAUUAGAGGCAUUUGAUGAGUUACAGAUAGGAUUAGAUUUGGGUCAAUUAGAGAUAGGAUUGGAUAUGAUUUGUUACGAUUUGAUUAGGCCUUCCUUAGGUGGCCUGGGGUCCUCUCUCUAUAAGAGAGGUGAGGUGAUGUACCAAGGAGGGGAAUGAAGAAAAAACAAACAAUCCGAUUCCCCCAAAUACUCUAGAGCCUGUUCGCAGUCUCCCUUCAUGCUGACUUUGUUCGGCCAUCUUCGUGGCAACAGUUAUCCAUAUCCCCAAAUGAUCUGAGGAUCAGAACAGAAGCUAAUUAUUACCGUCGGCCUUUUUCAGCAGGUUAUUGGCCUGGCCUUUUAUUUGAGGCUCACGGAUUACUCUAAUGUUUUUUAUGAGUAUUCAUUUUA
This is a messenger RNA of Sorghum bicolor (sorghum), 2827 nucleotides long. Its product is annotated as poly(A)-specific ribonuclease PARN. The record is from RefSeq and is a predicted model, not a curated record. Gene Ontology annotation, cellular component: cytoplasm. Lineage: Eukaryota; Viridiplantae; Streptophyta; Magnoliopsida; Poales; Poaceae. The transcript has 7 exons. Gene Ontology annotation, molecular function: RNA binding; 3'-5'-RNA exonuclease activity. Bases 80 to 2392 code for a protein of 770 amino acids.